GGACUGUGGGCGGAAAGUAGACGCAGUUUUCUUCAUUUAGUGGAAGAAGAACCAGCGCGAGGAACGCGGAGAGUUAAACACGCGAUAAGGAUCAUUAAUAGACGUCUGCCAUCAUCAUUUGUGUUUUUUUAAUUACUUCAUUAUUUGGCAGCAACAUGUUUUCGACGAUUUCGACGAAUCUCCAAAGUUUGAUGUUGCUCGCUGUGAUGUGCGCGUGCGCGGUCUCGGCCAAGAAAAAUAACGGCAGUUUUUCUCCAAAGACCUUCCUUUAUGGCAGUCCGUCAGAGGAGGAGGACCUAUCGCAAUAUCUGGAAAAUUAUGAUUCCACCGGAUAUAUCCGCCCUGUAUCUCAUCUGGGGCUUAAUAUAACAAACAGCAGCAGGAAGAAUCUCUCAGAGGAGGCACGCCUGUUCCUAACCGGCCCUGUGUCCAAAAUCAUCAUCCCAUCCUUCUACACAGUGGUCUGUCUCAUCAGUGUACCCAUUAACUUGUGUGCACUGCUGGUCCUGGCUCGGAGGAUCAGGCCUAAGAAGCCAGCAGCGAUCUACAUGCUGAACCUGGCCUGUGCUGACCUGCUCUUUGCCAUGGUGCUGCCUUUCAGGAUCUCCUACCACUUCAAUGGAAAUGACUGGAUAUUCGGUCCUGCCGUGUGCCAUAUAGUCACCGCAGCCUUCUACUGGAACAUGUACUGCUCCAUUCUGCUCAUCGCCCUCAUCAGCGUGGACCGGCUCCUCGCUGUGGUCUAUCCUAUCAACUCCCUAUCAUGGAGGAGUCCUAAAAACGCCACCAUUGCCUGUGCAGCCAUGUGGAUCUUGUCCUUUGCUGGCUCUCUGCACCUCCUUUUCACUGAACAGACUUUCAGCCUCACAGAGUUGAACAUCACCACCUGCCAUGACAUCCAACAUUUACAGCAUUUCUGGGUCUAUAAAACCUACUUCAUCACACUCUGCGUCCUCCUCUUCUUCCUGCCUCUGAUUGUCACGGUGGUGUCAUACACGAGGGUCAUUGUAACCCUAAGCAGGGGCCCACCAGGAGCUCCAGGCCGCUCACGCAAAAGGAGAAGAGCGAUCGUGAUGGCGCUCACUGUGCUGGUCAUGUUUGUGCUGUGUUUCACGCCCACUAAUGUCUUCCUCCUCAUGCAACAGCUGCAGUUCAAGAAGGGGGAAGAGUCAAGCCGGGAGGCCUCAGAUGGCCUCUAUGUAGUCUAUUUGGUCUUCCUGUGUCUGGGGAGUCUGAACUGCCUCCUGGAUCCUCUGGUCUACUACUUUGGAUCAUCACAAUGCCAGAGAGAGCUAUUCAGUGUGCUGAGGUGUCAGAGGAUCACAGAGGGCAGCGGCAGCAGACUUUCGUCGUCUGAUCUAAGCAGAUCCUCCAGCAGAACUCUUCUGAAAUCCAGCCGUAAAGACAGUUCCAAAACAAAUGCUCCACUCACUAAAAUGGACUCAAUUCAAGCAAAUCCUAGCUGCCAGUACAAGAAACUCUUAGUCUGAUAAACACAUCUAGAGGUUUUUUUUUAAGUCUUACAAUCUCUGGGUCCCAUUUUAAAAAAAUAUUUUGGAGUUUAAAUGAUGUCAAGGUAGAACGCUUUGGUAUUGCUUCAAAGGUUCUCCAAUUUUCCAUACUUCAAUACUUUUCAAUAAUUUACAUGAGUUUUGAUCCAAAAGAACCAAUGCUAGAUAGUUCCUAGGCAGCUUUUUUCUUUUCCAGUUAAACACGCAUUUAAAUUGGGUUUACCAACUAGCCAAGAGUGGAAAAAAAGGCUCAGAAAACAGUCAAAUUCAUCAAAGGGGCAUUGCGUCAGACAGUAUAUGAUGUGAGACUGGUGUGCUGAGUAGAGUGUGGCUAAAGUUAGCAGUUAGCUCCACCAGCCUACGCUCCUUUUUGCAGAUUAACAUGUGGUUACUCAUCACUUCUGUUUAGUGGUUAUACAUGAGCAUAACCUCAACAGCCUACAUACAACUGUAUUUUCAUUUUGUUGUUCAAAACACUGCAAUACCGAUGCUAUUCCUACAAGAUGCUAACUGCUACAUUUGGUGGAGAGCUGGUGGAAAGCUCUGACAAGCUAUUGAUGGGUAAAUCUUGUCCAACUAAUAUGAUAUCCGGACUUAACUGUUUGGCCGGUUAACAGCAUGCAUCCUUCAGCUAAGCUUUUAAACACACAGAUUUUCAAGGGUGCAGAUGGCCCUGAGGUUAGGUCACGCUCCAUCUAUGUAGGCAGUCCAGGUUCAGGUGUGGCCUGCAGGUCCUUUCCCGUAUGCCACUCUCCCACUCCCUCACUCUUUCUCUAGCUCUAAUAAAGGCAUGAAAAGCUUAAAAAUCUACAUAAAAAAACACAUUUUCAGGUAUUUUCUAACCCAAAGAAAAUAUGGCGUAUAAUUUGCAACAAAAAAAUGUGCAACUUUAGCACAAGAUGUAGCUGCAGCAAAUGUCUUCACUGCUCUCCUUCACCCACUUUUCAAAAAGUUGCCAAAGCUUAGACAAUGGGCAGGAAAUUUUCUGCAAUUUUUCUUAAUUGAAAGCAAGAAAUCACCCAGAACAGGGUCUCUACAACUUCAAUACUUGUUUCUGUGGUUUUAAACGUGUACAGAUAAGGCUUGAUUACUUUUGAUUUCUCCUAUAUCAAAGUUAAUCUUAUGUCAUGAAAAACAAGCAUUUUAUCAAUUUAUACAUACAUUAUCUAUACUCCUUGUCCCAUUUGGGGUCACUGUGGGCAGGAGCUGAUCCCAGCUGUCACUGGGCAAGAAGCAGGCCACAUCCUAGACUGGCAGCCAACCAUAGGUUUGAUAUAAAGAGACAGCCAGGACCUCCCAUUCACACCUAUGGAUAAUUUAGACUCACUAAUCAACCUAUCGAGGUAGAGAACCAAUGCAUGCUGUUUCUGAUAUCCUAGUUUUAUACACAGUGAUACACUUGUUCUGGUUUAAAUUCACAAUUUGUGUGCAUGAAUGAAAGAGCAGCAAUGGUCCAAAGGUUGGCAAAUGCAUCCUAUAAAGAUGCCAGGGUCUCUUGCACACAGACAGACUGCAGAGGAGUUGACACUGUCUAAAUUGCUCUGAUGCAUUAGUGGAAUUAAACACUGUGCUGGAUUUCCCUUGCAUUUUUGCUGAAUGAAAGCCAGAAAUGACCCAAAUUAUGGUGCUUAGGACUUCUAUUUUUGUUUCAAUUGUAUCACUGUAUUUAUAUAGUUUGAUUUUGACUGAUUAGAGUUUUAAAUUCUGGUGUUGUGACAAACCUAGGUGCAUGAGAUUGCUUCAGCCUACAGCUGCAACACAGGCUAUGACAGCUAAAAUGUGUGAUUGAGGCAACCAACAAUAAGCAAGAAAAAGGAAGGAAACCAAAGCACUAAUUUUGUCACUAAAGUCUCACUUUGAAAAAGUGAUGUGACAACAGUUUGCAGUUGAAAUAGUUUUACAAAAAGUCUAAAUGUGUUGCAGUUAUUUCCAUAACAUUUUAACUAGAACUGCAAGAGCCUGUCAGUCCAAAUAUGAGGGGCUUUACAGGAUACACUGUGAUCACAGGGCUGGCAAUGUGGACCAAAGAUAUAACUGUUAUAUUUUUAAUCUAAAUGCCAAUACAUGGCAAACACUUCUGUAUUUUCUUAAAGAAUAACAAAAACAAAUCCUGUUGUAAGAUAAAUCUACAUGGGCCAAAUGCUAAAUGUCACAGCUAGCUGUAUGUCAAUAUGCUCAUGAAAAACAACAGAAGAACUAAAAGUUUGUGGAAAAAAAAAGAAAAAAUCCUUAAAGGGUAUAAAAUAAUCCAAACAAUAAUGCCCCAUUAAGACUAAACCUUUAGGAUAGAGUAUCGUAAUCAAUGAGCACAUAGCUGCAUGCGAUUUUUAGCAUAGGCCAUCUUUCUACUGGGCUUUAUAUUGCCCUACCCUUUAUCCCAAAUGAAAGUAUUUCAAUUUAUAUAAAAAUAUUGAUAUCUAGCUCAGUCCAGUGUGAAUAUGAAUAAAACAUCUAACAUUCAGCAAGUUUGCAGCUGCAAGCUGACGCAAUCUACCUAAAGCAAUGCAAAAAAAUGUUUACCUAUUCAUCAUUUACACUCCAAAAUGAGCGUAAAUAUGACACAGGUUGAAAAUAUCUUAAGUGGUCUUUAUUCUGACUACUUAAAUGACUCUUACAUGUGAAUUCAGAGUCACUAAACAGCAGAAAUGUGACAUUUUAAAGUCAAAGAAGUAGAAAAUAAAGGGGCUCAAAGUUAUUCUUCCUUUAGUAUGAAAGGGAAGGUAUCACACCAGUGUUAAGUAGCUGAAGUGACUUUCAGUGGAGACUGGAUUAUGAAUACAUGAGUAAUAUGAAGUUUGUUUUAACAGAGCUCUAUUCAUCUUCCGAUGCUAUGAAAUGCUUUUGAUUCCAUGUUUUUUCUUAUAAGCUGCAAAUGAUCUUUAAAGCGUUACAGUAAAUAGAAGUAAAGUUAUCUUAUAGAUCUAUUUUGUAUUGUCUUUGUUUAGAAAAGCUUCUUUCUCAAGCACUUAUGUCUCAUGUUUUUUGGAAAAUGUGUAUCAACGUACUGUUUUGCACUUGAAUAUACCAUAUGUUUUUCUUUUUUUGCCACUUGUUUGUUACAGUAUUGUAAUAUCAUUUAUUAAACGUAUCAGCAUUGCGACAGUGUUACAUAGAAAAUAAUGGGCUGAUUAAACGUCACAGCAUGGCUUAUUUAGCCUCACUCUGCCCUCUGCUGGUGGGAAAUGCGAAUUACUUCAGGCAAAUUAUUUCAAAGCCACCCUAUUCUAUCCAGCAGGUGGCGCUAUUGCACUGUUAAUAAAAGUUAACAUGCAGGAUUGCACCUGAACUCAAGUAUCUCUGUUUUUCAGUGCUACACGGGAUUUAUGAUUAUGUAAAGGAACAAUAAAUGUAAUCCAUAUUUUUUACAUUAAAUCAU
This is a messenger RNA of Cheilinus undulatus (humphead wrasse), 4887 nucleotides long. RefSeq names its product proteinase-activated receptor 1-like. Bases 156 to 1490 code for a protein of 444 amino acids. The record is from RefSeq and is a predicted model, not a curated record. Gene Ontology annotation, molecular function: thrombin-activated receptor activity. The transcript has 2 exons. Gene Ontology annotation, cellular component: membrane. Gene Ontology annotation, biological process: positive regulation of Rho protein signal transduction; positive regulation of blood coagulation; phospholipase C-activating G protein-coupled receptor signaling pathway. Lineage: Eukaryota; Metazoa; Chordata; Actinopteri; Labriformes; Labridae.